AUGUGGUGUUUUAUUAUUACUGCUAUCAGUAUGAUUUUAAAUUCUCUGUUACUUAUGAUGUCGGCAGCUAUAAACACUAUUAAUUCUACAGAUGUGGGCGAUGAUCAGUUCAAGUUUCCAUUUCAUCCUCAGAGCAAUGCUAACCUCACGGAAGAUGAAAUAGCAUUUCUAGGUACUCGGCCCGGGCAAAUGUUGACGAAUCGUUUACCUCAAGAAUGGUCCACUCUGUGCAGUAUUCUACGAGGGUUGGAAUGUCUACAUGCGCCAACUAAGCAAAGUGUUAAGAAUGCUUUGAAAAUAGUGCAACCGGUUUGCGCGUCAUGUUCAGUUAAUGGUGGGAAUACAUUAAGAUUCGAAGACUUAAGACAAUUUCUACAAAAUCCGACAGUAAAGAAUACCUAUGCCGUAACGAUAAAAUGUCACGAUGGAGGGAAUAUCUCACUACCGUAUCCAAUGCGUGCCGAUGGACUGAAGUACAUACAUGUUCACAAUUGUUUCAUAAUUGAUUCGAUGGCUGAUUAUUUCAACGAUGAAAUAAACCUUAUUCCGGACACACUAUUGUAUUACGCUAUUACGAACUCCGUUUUUUAUGUGGACUCUGUUAAGUUUUCUCGAAUGAUCAAAAACAUUCAAUACAUGACAAAAGCAGCAAAAUGUGGCCCAGAAAAGGAUCUCAUGAUUGCAAUCAGUAGAAACAUUUCGUUUGCAUUUAGCAAGUUUGUUAUGCCAACUGUGGAAUCCAUGAAGAGUGAGGAGACACCGGUUGCAGCACGUACGUUCUAUCGCGGGGUGUCUCGUGCUGCUUUCACAUGCAAUUAUACAAAACUGAUAGAAAUAGACCGAAGUAUAGCAAAGAAUCUUGGAUCGAAGCAUGACAGUGUCCUCUUACAAAACUCAGAAUUCCCAUCACUUCAAGUGUUUAAUUUGUCACAUGUAUUACUACGAGAGUUGCCUGGAAAACUAGAUGACUGGAGGCUGUACUUUCCUCGCAUGAAAUACUUGGAUUUAUCACAUAAUAGAAUAAGUGAUUUCAAAGGCGUGUUGGAUUAUGGGAUUAGGUCGGAAGACCAUAGCAUGGGUACACUGGAUUUGCGCUACAACAAUAUAACAACUAUAACCCUGAAACAACUGCAUUCAUUACAACACCAUAGAUUUGUGAAAGUAGACAUUCGAAACAAUCCUUUUGAUUGUAACUGUGGUAUGCGUGACUUUGUCCAGUUCUUUCGUCAUGAAAACAACUUAACUACUGAUGGUGUAGUGGGACAGUAUAUCUACUUGCAGGACCUAGAAUGCCAGAGACCGGUAACUUUGAAAGGUCGUAGAAUUGUUGGUUUGACUUUCAACGAAUUAGGCUGUGAGUUGGAAACGACAACAUUGCUAGCUGCACCCAUCAUUAUAUUGUGUCUCAUUGUCGUUAUUCUCGUCGUUUUUAUCAUCAUUAUGAUCAAAUACAGGAAAGAAAUUGUGAUUUUGGCAUUUACGAGAUUAAAUAUUUUACUUCCUUGUCAACGAGUCGAAGACAACGCUGGGAAAAAUUUCGACGCGUUCGUUUCAUACAGUCAGCACGAUUCUGAUUGGGUAUUGAACACUUUGGUACCUGGUCUAGAACGUCCAAAUGGACUUGACCCGUUUAAACUCUGCCUUCAUCAACGGGAUUUUGCUGUUGGAACUGCCAUUGCGGAAAACAUUGUGAACAGUGUUGAAGCCAGUCGCCACACUAUUCUCGUUAUUUCUCGUAAGUUCCUCGAGAGUGAAUGGUGUUUGAUGGAAUUUAGAACAGCAUUUCAUCAAAGUUUGUUAGAAAAAAAGAAACACCUUAUUCUUGUCACACUUGAACACCUAGCCCCAGAAGAGCUUGAUGCCGAUUUGAAGCGCUGUAUGCAGACAUUGACAUAUGUUAAUAUCAACGAUAGGCUGUUUUGGGACAAAAUAAUAUUUUCCUUGUCUGAUAAAAUAAAAAUAGGCAGAGAUAAACGAUUUUUCAGCAAUAUAAAACGCGCUUUCCUUCACGGAUAUAAACAAAAUCGAGAGGUCAAUGACAAUGAUGCGAAGUGA
Molecule: messenger RNA, 2055 nt
Organism: Ylistrum balloti
Lineage: Eukaryota; Metazoa; Mollusca; Bivalvia; Pectinida; Pectinidae
Product: toll-like receptor 6
Exons: 1
Coding region: 1-2055 (684 amino acids)
Biological process (GO): immune response; toll-like receptor signaling pathway
Cellular component (GO): membrane
Molecular function (GO): protein binding; transmembrane signaling receptor activity
Source: RefSeq, a predicted model, not a curated record